Messenger RNA from Acinonyx jubatus (cheetah), 1211 nucleotides. RefSeq names its product liver enriched antimicrobial peptide 2 (gene LEAP2). Gene Ontology annotation, biological process: defense response to bacterium; antimicrobial humoral immune response mediated by antimicrobial peptide. Lineage: Eukaryota; Metazoa; Chordata; Mammalia; Carnivora; Felidae. The record is from RefSeq and is a predicted model, not a curated record. Bases 730 to 963 code for a protein of 77 amino acids. The transcript is spliced from 3 exons.
AACAAAACCACCUAUACUCAUUCAUUCUAUUCACCCAUAGUUCAAGUAAGUCCCACAUCAGUCUUGAUUGCCCUUCCCCUGGGAAAAGGCAGGUAGGCCAGACUUUGAACUUGCCACAGCUGGGUCCAUUCUUCUAGUGGGAUGAUCCAGAGCAGAUAACUGGAUGAGAGUCCUUCUGUACAAAAGGGGGGGAUCUGGGGCCGCUGUUAGAUCACAUAUGCUGAAGCAACUUCCCAAAGAAGGGAGCUAAGGGCCUUAUCCAAAUUGCCUGCAACAUGAUAGACUGGUGCUUCUUUCCUAGACAAGUCUGAAAAGGGGUCAACACUAUUUCUGAAGACCUCACUAUUAGAAUUUUAUUUUGAUUACGGUGACCUCACUGAGCUAUUUUGGAAUCAAAAUGUGGCUGGGUGCCUGGUUUCCCUCAGUGGCUUCACGUGGCUUUCAAAAGGAAGGAGAGGGUGGUGCUUUUGGUAAAAUGGGUAAUAGCGUCCAAGCCAGUAACAUAAUCACUCAAAGUCCAAAUGAGGGAUCAGUAAAUACAAUGUGCCUGAAAGGCAGGCCUUGAGCACAUUCCUCUGGUAGACAUUAACUUAUUACAUCGACCGUGGUUGCAAAUAUAAACUUUGCCCCCAUCUCACCUGGCAACCAUAAAAGUGGUGAAUUUCAGUCUAUAAAAGGAAGUGGGAACUGCCCCCGGAUUUCAGGCUCCAACAGCCUCCUUCUGUCAAGAUGUGGCAUCUCAAACUCUUUGCGGUGCUCAUGAUCUGCUUGCUGCUGUUGGACCAGGUAGAUGGCUCCCCCAUGCUGGAACCGAGUUCAACAAAGAGAAGGCCACGGAGAAUGACUCCAUUUUGGAGAGGGGUUUCCCUCAGGCCCAUCGGAUCCUCUUGCAGAGACGAUUCUGAGUGUAUCACGAGGCUGUGCAGAAAAAGACGCUGUUCCCUAAGUGUGGCCCAGGAAUGACGUACACACCGGGGGAAAAGAGGACAGCAUUCACCUACACAAUGCUCCAUUCUAUGGAAUACUGAUGAACUGCAUUUUGGCUGGAGACACUUAAGUGAAGCAGUUUUGUGUUUUUAAUAUUUAAAAACAGAUAUAUGCUUUAAACUGGUCUCCGUUUCUUCUUAGAAUGUUAUGUAGAUAAGCUUAACUAAACUUGUCAAUUUAGAGUUUAUUUUUCUAUGUAUACUAUUAAACGUCUCAAACUGAAA